Molecule: messenger RNA, 756 nt
Organism: Aspergillus chevalieri
Lineage: Eukaryota; Fungi; Ascomycota; Eurotiomycetes; Eurotiales; Aspergillaceae
Exons: 2
Coding region: 1-756 (251 amino acids)
Source: RefSeq, a predicted model, not a curated record
AUGCUUCUCAACGGCCGACGAAGGCAUGCCCAGCUCUCCCAUGAGAGAAGAGGCGCCACCCUCAUCCUUGCCAGCAGAGCAGGAGCAGGAUAUCUCAUCAUCAAAUACAAUAUCUUCAUCUCAUGCGCAGUCACCUCUUCCAUUACUCAGUCCGUCUUUCAGGCCAAUAAUAACCCUCAAGACGCCCCAACACCCCUGGGCCACGGUUCGCCACUCCUAUUCGACACUACAACUAUCUCAGUUGUGGAUAUGCCACUCUUCAUCCGCCAACUUCGCCUAGCUUGCUGCUACCAUGCGUACUUUUCUUUGCGAAGUCCAUCAGUCAGAUUGGACGAUCUCCGGCGGAAAUUCCGAUUCCUUCUCAGCGUGUUGAGUCGCGAGGAUCUCACCUCCUACUUCGAGUCCGCAAUACAAGCUCGUAUCCAUCCCGAGAAUAUGGUUGAGUGGCAAGAGAUUCCGUUCUUUAGCGUGGGCGGUGCGGGGACACAUUAUCCCCGGGGUUCAUCAUCGGGCCUCAGCCAGAACCAAGUCCCAAUUCAGGAGGAUCCCCUGUCCAUAUUAUCCUCGGAGGCUCAAGUGGGCAUGUAUGGGAGUUGGUUUGAUAUUCGAGAUCUUGAAGGAUUUCUCCAAGAGAAAGGGGCUCGUUUCCUAACGGGCCCACCUAUGGAGCCCCGACGGGGCAUAUCAAACCAGGCCGCAGUAAACGUCUCGAGCCUGAUCAAAAGUGAGGAUUUUCGCCCCUGUUUUGGUUUCUGA